GCCAUGGGCUGGGGCGUCCGGCGGCCGCUGGGCCUGGGGCGGCUGCUGCGCCUCUGCCUGCUGGUCCUGCUGCUGCUGCUGGGCUCCGGCCGCGCGCGGGCCCUGCGCAAUGUCACCGCAGACCUCUUCGGACCCGAGGCCUGGGGAGCCCUCGCCGCCUUCGGGGACUUCAACUCGGACAAGCAGACGGACCUCUUCGUCAUCCGGGAAAGAAAUGAUUUAAUCAUCUUUCUGGCAGAUCAAAAGGCCCCCUAUUUCAAACCCAAAGUGAAACUAUCAAUGAAGAAUCAGAGCGCUGUGAUUACCAGUGUAGUUCCUGGGGAUUAUGAUGGAGAUUCGCAAAUGGAUGUCCUGCUGACAUAUCUUCCCAAAAAUCAUGUCAAUUCUGAAUUGCUAGUUGUUAUUUUCUGGGGACGAAAUCAAACAUUACACCCUAACCAUAAGACUGUGCUAAAUAGAACAUUUUUGGAUGAACCACUAAUUAUGGACUUCAAUGGCGAUUUAAUUCCUGAUGUAUUUGGGGUCACAAAUGAAUCGAGCCAGCCACAGAUUCUGUUAGGAGGGAAUCUCUCAUGGCAUCCUGCACUGCAUACUCAGAGUAAAAUGCGGAUACCUCAUUCACAUGCAUUUAUCGAUUUGAAUAAAGAUUUUACGGCAGAUUUGUUUCUUACUACAUUGUCAAGUUCCGGUGAUUUUCAGUUUGAAAUUUGGGAGAAUAAGGAUGGAAAUUUCUCCACUGCCAGUUACAUAACACAAAAACCUAAAGAUAUGGUGGUGGUUGGACAGUCAGCAUUUGCGGACUUUGAUGGAGAUGGACAGACUGAUCACUUACUUCCAGCCUGCGCAGAUGUAAAUUGCCACAGCAGUGCCAUCUACUUAGCCAAACCAGAACUGAACCAGUGGAUUCCAGUGUUGCAAGAUUUCAACAAUAAGGGCUCCCACUGGGGCUUUGUGCCGAUUGAAAGUGAGUCAACUCCAACUAAGCUUCAAAUUCCAAUCACCCUUCACAUAGGAGACUACAACAUGGAUGGCUAUCCAGAUGCUCUGGCCGUACUAAAGAAUACAACUGGAAGCAAUCAGCAAGCUUUUUUGCUAGAGAACGUCCCCUGCAAUAUUGCAAGCUGUGAGAGGGCACGGCGUAUGUUCAAAGUCUACUGGGAGCUAUCUGACCUAAAUCAAAUCAAAGAUGCUGUGGUGGCUACCUUCUUUGACAUUUAUGAAGAUGGGAUUUUAGACAUUAUUGUUCUAAGUAAAGGCUACAGAAACAAUGAGUUUGCCAUCCACACACUAAAAAAUAACUUUGAAGCAGACGCUUAUUUCGUUAAAGUCAUCGUUCUCAGUGGUCUCUGUUCCAAUGAUUGUCCUCGUAAGAUAACACCCUUUGGUGUGAAUCAACCUGGCCCUUACAUCAUGUACACAACUGUAGAUGCCAAUGGAUAUCUAAAAAAUGGUUCAGCUGGUCAACUCAGCCAGUCAGCACACUUAGCUCUCCAGCUGCCGUACAACGUUCUGGGUCUGGGCCGCAGUGCAAAUUUUCUUGAUCACCUGUUCGUCGGUAUUCCCCGUCCGUUAGGAGAGAAGACCAUCCGAAAACAGGAGUGGACGGCCAUCAUCCCGAACUCCCAACUCAUCGUCAUCCCGUACCCUCACAACGUUCCCCGCAGUUGGAGUGCUAAAUUGUACCUGACCCCAAGUAACAUUGUACUGCUGACGGCUAUAGCUCUGAUUGGUGUCUGUGUUUUCAUCUUGGCGAUAAUCGGCAUACUGCAUUGGCAGGAAAAGAAAGCAGAUGAUCGAGAGAAACGCCAGGAAGCCCAUCGGUUUCAUUUUGAUGCUAUGUGACCUGCCUUAACUACUAUGUAAUUGAGCUGCUCCUCAUUUGCUUAAUCAAAAUACUAAAUGCUGGCGAAUAGGAAAUUGAAUGGGAUUAUUUGGAAUGUGCUAUUUAUAAAUGUUGCACUUCUUGGUAUUUAUUUGGCGAGUAUUAAAAUGAGGUCCGAAUGUGUCGCGAGGUCUUUCAGUUAAGCACUUUGUAUAUGACCAUUUUUAGUCUUUAUUUAUCCAAGCUGUACAUUUUCUUUCUUGGUAGGGGGUUGCAUGUAUUCUGGUAUUUACAUACAGAUAAUCUUCCCCAAAUAACAGUGGUGGAAAAGGGGAUCAUGUGUAAAUAAAGAGGAGUGUUUAAAUGAGCAAAAUUAUCUGAGUCACUUGAAUUCAUCCUGCCACUUUUAUCUUCGUAAUGUAAAAUGUAUCUCUCAGGAUGAGGUGUCACACGCUAAUUAUGGAAAUUGUGAUGUGGGAGGGGGAGAUGUGACCUGAGGUAUUUUGGGGGUUUGGUUUUAAUCCUCCCAUGCCAGGAGAAUGGAUUCGUCGUCGUGGAAAAAUAACAGGAAUCACCAAGCAUGUAUACUCUGAUAUUAUAUAACUUCCUGACAUGACAGAACCCGAUCCUUUUAAAGCCUGGACUCGGGGUGGUCGAUGCUUGAUAUUAAUCAUUGAUAUUUAUUGGGCACUUACUGCAUGCAGAGCACUCUACUCAUGGUUCAUGUGAAAAGCCUACCCUCUCAUAGUGGACCUCUCUAAAGACUUUAAUUUGAAAUUAUCUUGUAACUCUAUAGAGACAAAAUUGUGGAAAAAAGUCUUUAAGGCUAUUUAAUUUUUCGGGUCGGGGAUGAAAGGAAUUUGGGACAUUAAUAAAGGCACCGAUCUGGGCCUAGUUCUCCAAGGAAUUCUCCUGUUCUCUAAACCUUUAAGUCAUAUCAAGGCCUUAAAGCCAAGUUCGUGUUUUUACUUUUCAUCCCUAAAACAUUACUUCUCAAAAAUUCACUUAUGAAAGUGGAAUAAAAAGCAUAGGAUGUAUAUUCAACAAUUCCGAUCUCAUUGCACCAUCCAAAUGGAACUUUUCCAUAAUUCAGAUUCUCUGAAAGCAACUUUUCUUGUUCCGUGUGGUAAAAUCAUGACUUUCUAUUUUCAUAAUGAUUUUGCAUUCAUUGUAUUCAGUUUACUACGUAUCUACACAUAUUCCAUGGGUCUUCUUAAUAAAUGUUCUUUAUUAAAACUAAA
Messenger RNA from Ornithorhynchus anatinus (platypus), 3063 nucleotides. RefSeq names its product integrin alpha FG-GAP repeat containing 1 (gene ITFG1). The record is from RefSeq and is a predicted model, not a curated record. The transcript has 18 exons. Bases 4 to 1842 code for a protein of 612 amino acids. Lineage: Eukaryota; Metazoa; Chordata; Mammalia; Monotremata; Ornithorhynchidae. Gene Ontology annotation, cellular component: plasma membrane.